AUGCCUCCCGUUCGCACAGCGCGCGCCUCGAAGAAGGCCCCACCAGAAGGCUUCGAGGACCUGGAAGACACGCUCCUCGAGUUCCAGAACAAAAUGAAGGACGCUGAGAACGCAUCGCACGAGGGCAAGAAGAAGUACGAGAUGACGUGGCCCGUCUUCCAGAUCACCCACCAGCGCUCACGAUACAUCUACGACCUGUACUACGAGAAGGAAGCCAUCAGCAAGCAACUGUACGACUGGCUGCUCAAGAACGGAUACGCAGACGCCAUGUUGAUCGCCAAGUGGAAAAAGCAGGGCUACGAGAAGCUGUGUUGCACGAGGUGCAUUCAGACGAAGGAGACUAACUUCAGGUCGACGUGCAUCUGUCGCGUGCCCAAAGAGCAGAUGAAGGAGAACCAGGACGUCCAGUGCGUCAACUGCGGCUGCAGAGGAUGUGCUUCGAGCGAUUGA
Messenger RNA from Didymella exigua CBS 183.55, 450 nucleotides. Its product is annotated as cell cycle control protein cwf14. Gene Ontology annotation, cellular component: nucleus; spliceosomal complex. Bases 1 to 450 code for a protein of 149 amino acids. The record is from RefSeq and is a predicted model, not a curated record. Lineage: Eukaryota; Fungi; Ascomycota; Dothideomycetes; Pleosporales; Didymellaceae. Gene Ontology annotation, biological process: mRNA splicing, via spliceosome. The transcript has a single exon.